AUGGAUUAUGGUUUAAUUAUGGCCGAAUUGUCAUCUGGGAAUCUUCCAUUUUAUAAUAGAAAACAUAACUUAACUUUAGCCUUAGAUCUAUGUAAUGAACUUCGUCCAGAAUUUGGAAAAGAAACUCCUGAAUUUUAUAAAAAAUUGGCUUAUAGGUGUAUGAAUGCUAAUCCAAAUCAAAGACCAACUACCGAAGAAUUGUGUGGUAUUUUAAAUUUUUAG
Funneliformis geosporum is the source of this 222-nucleotide messenger RNA. The record is from the annotation of a GenBank genome assembly. Lineage: Eukaryota; Fungi; Glomeromycota; Glomeromycetes; Glomerales; Glomeraceae.